Caretta caretta (loggerhead turtle) is the source of this 1552-nucleotide messenger RNA. RefSeq lists its product as uncharacterized. The record is from RefSeq and is a predicted model, not a curated record. Gene Ontology annotation, molecular function: DNA binding. Lineage: Eukaryota; Metazoa; Chordata; Testudines; Cheloniidae.
CCUGGGGGCCGAUUGCAGCUGGUGCCACUGCUGGGGGGGGGGGAGAAGAGAGAGGAAAGGGGGGACCCCACCCCUUUCUGCCCCCCCAUUCCCAGCAGCCUUUGCAGCUGGCCGCAAGCAGAGGAGACAGGAGCAGAAUUUGCAGGCAAAAGGAGAAACCCAGGGGCGCUCUCCAUGCCGGCGCGCCUGGCGCUGGUGGACUGGCUGGACGAAGGCUUCUCCAGCAUCAUCGAGCUGGCGGCGGUGAGCGAGCCGCGCCGGGACCCCGCCCGCUACCGGCCGGGCCAGGAGGUGGAGGCCCGGUGCCCCCUCUUCAAGGGGCUGAACCGCGCCCGCAUCCUGGCCCUCAGCGGGGACAGGCAGGAGUUGAAGUGGAUCCAGGUCCGGGCCGGGGGGUGUCCCAGGAGCAGCUGGGGGGCCAGGACACUGCGGGGGCCCCCCCACCGCCAGGUGGCGACAUGGAGACGGGACAGAGUGCCCUCUGAGAGAAGGAAACACAACACAGGAGGUGACGCCAAUGACGUCACCACCUCGGUGCCCGACCCUGAGGGGACCCAGGUGUCCGAGGACGAGGGUCGGGUGACCCCCCAGAGCACCUCAUCCUCGGAAAACUGGCGUUCCUCCUCCCCCGACUGCCCCCACGUGGACAGCUCUGGCUGCGGGGUUCCCUGCUCCCCUGGCCCUGUGGACCCAGGUGUCCGGGCAGGGCCGACCGAGCUCUGCACCAGGCCUGAGUGCGAGAGGAUGCGGCAGGAACUGGAGGUGCUGAGGGACCGAUACGCCAAGAUGGAGGCUCAGAAUGCUGUGCUGGCCCAGAGACUUGGGGGUGUUGUGGAGCCGUCCGGGGAGGUGGACGGCAGCUCCGUGCGACCGGAGCCCGGGCUCUAUGAGGACCCUGCGCUACCUCGGAAACAUGGGAUGCAGGAGCUGGUGCCGGGAGGGGGCGUGUUCCUCUACCCCACCCAGCUGGCCCUGGCCCACUCCAGCGCCCGCAGCCAGACGGCCCUGGCCCGGCUCCUGCUCGACGUCUUCUUCUCCCGCCAGGAGCAGGCACGGAGCAACCUGUCCGGGGAGAACGGGCUGCACCGCCUCAGCCCCCCCGUCGUCAGUGCCAUCGUGGCCUAUGCUGUGGGUCAGUCCCAGUUCCAGCCCAGCAGUGCCGCCGUCAUCAAGAACUCACUGCGCAACAAGCUGGGCUGCCUGAGAGCCCCGUCCCGCCAGCAGGGGGCCAGCAGGGGGCGCCCCGCGGCCUGACACGCUGCAUCCUCCCAGCAGGGGGCGCCCCGCGGCCUGACACGCGGCAUCCUCCCAGCAGGGGGCGCCCCGCGGCCUGACACGCGGCAUCCUCCCAGCAGGGGGCGCCCCGCGGCCUGACACCCGGCAUCCUCCCAGCAGGGGGCGCCCCGCGGCCUGACACCCGGCAUCCUCCCAGCAGGGGGCGCCCCGCGGCCUGACACCCGGCAUCCUCCCAGCAGGGGGCGCCCCGCGGCCUGACACCCGGCAUCCUCCCAGCAGGGGGCGCCCCGCGGCCUGACACGCGGCAUCCUCCCAG